CAACAAUCACUGUACGGGACGUUUUCUCAUCCUCCAUUGUCCUGUUUCUCAGCGCUCAUUUUGUUACUUCCUUUCGAGAUGCCACCGAUCCCCUCCGUCGGGGCGCUGCACGCCUUCCGUGCUCUGACUCGCAGCGGCACCACCACCCUCGCCAACAAGACCUCGACGCGGUACUCGUCUCCCACGCUGCUCCGAGGAACCACCACACCCAUCUUCCAGACCUCGCCGUUCUCCGGCACCGCGCGGCGGCCCAUGACGCUCAACCAGGUCCGCACCCAGGGCCGCCGACCGAAGAAGGCGCGCCACGCCGUCUCACCCGCCCUCGCCGCCGAGAACCGUCCCGAGAUGAAGGGGGUGUGCCUGAAGGUGGGAAUCACCAAGCCCAAGAAACCCAACUCGGGCCAGCGCAAGACCGCCAAGGUGCGCCUGUCCAACGGCAAGAUCGUGUCGGCGUACAUCCCCGGCGAGGGACACAACGUCCAACAGCACAGUGUGGUUCUGGUCCGCGGUGGGAGGUCCCAGGAUUGUCCCGGUGUGAGAUACCAUCUCGUCAGGGGUGCUUUUGAUUUGGGCGGUGUACCGAGUCGAGCUAGAAGUCGAAGUAAAUAUGGCACGAAGAAGCCCAAGGCUGCAUAAGCCCGAACGCACGUCAAAAUCCUCUUUUUCUUACUUUAUACAACCUACACCAACCCUUCGACAUACUUGCUUCAACGUGAAGGCUUGGCUGGGGACGGGACAACUCAUAAAAAUGUUAUAACCACGAGGCAAGCCGUGUAGGAUAGGAAGACAAUCGAAUGGAUACCAGAAAGGAAUGGGUACGAGGCCGACGUCGAUUAUAGAGGUCGAGCACCGGGCUGUUCUAACGAAUGAUCUUCUCCUUUCCUUUCUCGGUCUCGGUAUGGAUGCUUUGUCGACAUUGAAGAAGCAGGCAAUGACAAGUGGGGUCCCAAGAUUGCCUGCUCCUGCUGGAACAGUCAGAACCUGGGCACGGGGUUGAACUGGGCUUGAAGAGGCUGGCUGUCAUACGCGGGCAGAUAUCCAACGUCGCUUCUUCUCACAGCGUCACUUUACAGAGUAGCAAACCGAGGCGGACGAGGCUCACAAGGAUAAAUCAUGCCUUCGCUUUUGCAAACCAUGCGUGUUAAGGUUAUGGUGUCUAUGUAAAAUAUACCCGGACCUGUUGUACAUUACGCCUCAUUAAUGGAGUAAAAGAAAUCCUCCUCAAUAUAGGCUGGCAGCUUCAAAGGUGUGCUCAGGAAGAGAGGGCAAAAGCCCUGACUAG
Molecule: messenger RNA, 1282 nt
Organism: Exophiala oligosperma
Lineage: Eukaryota; Fungi; Ascomycota; Eurotiomycetes; Chaetothyriales; Herpotrichiellaceae
Product: ribosomal protein S12
Exons: 2
Coding region: 79-636 (185 amino acids)
Biological process (GO): translation
Cellular component (GO): ribosome; small ribosomal subunit
Molecular function (GO): structural constituent of ribosome
Source: RefSeq, a predicted model, not a curated record